Messenger RNA from Mytilus californianus (California mussel), 3002 nucleotides. RefSeq names its product diacylglycerol kinase delta-like. The record is from RefSeq and is a predicted model, not a curated record. NCBI's taxonomy places the organism in Eukaryota, Metazoa, Mollusca, Bivalvia, Mytilida, Mytilidae. Gene Ontology annotation, biological process: intracellular signal transduction; lipid phosphorylation; diacylglycerol metabolic process. Gene Ontology annotation, molecular function: ATP-dependent diacylglycerol kinase activity.
AUGUCAAAUACAAAAGGCAUUUUGAAUCCCCUUGAUAGUCCCCACCAUAUGAGAGCAGACGACAAUUGCCAGUUCAGAGAGGGGGUAGUGUUAGAUAAACCUGUGAAGACUGGCAAGGGAUCUUUUGCUAAUGUUGGUCUUCUAAAGAAAGAAGUACAGAUAGAUAAACAUUUACAACCAGGAAUAAGAGUUACAGUCAAAUUAUCUGACCAAGAUCCAGAGAAAAAGAAAUGGAAAGGCAUAGUUGUAUCACCAUCUACACCACAGAAAGAAGCUGAUUUGUACUGGGGAUACAAUGUCAGAUUAGCCAGUAGUUUAGGUGCCAUGUUAACUGAGUGUCCAUAUAAAUCUGGUUAUGAUCUGACCAUUGGUACUUCAGAAAAAGGAUCACAUAUAGAUACAUUUACAACAUCGGAUGUACAAACUAUGAUUUCCAUGACACAUCAAUGGUUAGAAGGAAAUCUCCCGGUCAGUGCUAAAUGUACAGUCUGCGACAAAACUUGUGGUAGUGUACUUAAACUGCAGGACUGGAGAUGUCUCUGGUGUAAAGUCAUGGUACACUCAAAUUGUAAAGAAGAACUGUCAAGAAAAUGUCCACUUGGUCAGUGUAGAGUGUCUAUACUGCCACCUACAGCUAUUAAUAAUAUAGACUCAGAUGGAUACUGGGAAGCUACACGACCAAAUCGUACUAGUCCCUUACUUGUAUUUGUAAAUACAAAAUCUGGUGAUAAUCAGGGUGUAAAGUUUUUACGACGAUUUAAACAGCUUUUAAAUCCAGCUCAGGUUUUUGGUCUCAUGAAUGGUGGACCUCAUCCAGGAGUAAGAUUAUUCUAGAAGUUUGAUCAGUUUAGAAUAUUACUAUGUGGUGGUGAUGGUAGUGUUGGAUGGGUCUUAUCAGAAAUUGAUAAAUUAGAACUGCAUAAAGAGUGUCAGAUAGGUGUUUUACCCUUUGGUACUGGUAAUGAUUUAGCCAGAGUACUAGGAUGGGGUUCAACAUUUGAUGCUGAAACACAACUGCCUGUGAUAUUAGAAAAACUAGAACAUUCACAAAUAAAAAUGUUAGAUAGAUGGAGUAUAUGGACAUAUGAGGGUACCAUGCUUCCACCUCGUAAACUGUCUCAGCAGUGUAAUGUAUUAAAUGAAAUAUUAGAAACUUUGCUCACAACGUUAGAAGAAGAAGCUCAAGCCUCUACUCAGGUACCAAAGAAGACAGAGCCUGAAGCUUGUAUAGGUUCUCCUGACAAAGAUAUAGUCCCAAAUGAAAUCACUACAAAUAUAACAAAUACCAAAUCUGCAAUAUUUAAACCAAGAGAUGCUUUAUUGUCCAGAGCCAAUAGUUUAAAGAAAGCUGUCCGACAAAUCAUUGAACAUACAGAGCGAGCUGUUGAUGAACAAAAUGCCCAAACACAACAGUUUCUUGAGAAUGAGUCCAGGUCUGUGGGAGAAUUGGACAAUAAUCAUACUGGUUCCUUGUUAGCUGAUAACCAUACUUCAAGGUCAGCUCCAUCAUUCUCAGUGUUUACUUCAGAGGAAAUGCCACCACGAUUUCAGUUAAAGGCCAGUAAAAUAGACACAUCACCAAAGAUAUUACCUAUAUCGUCAUGUAGAAUUAGUAGUAUGAGUACCUUAUCCAGUAUAGGUUCUAAUAUGUCUAAUAAAAGUUCCUCUAAAGAUAACAUUCCAAUGUCAUUAUUAGGGUUACCUAUAGUGGAUUAUGGUGCAUUACCUAGUCUCUGUAGUAGUAUAGCAGCUAAAUUAGCUGGUUGUAGUUUUAUAAGUAAAGUUCUAUUAGCUAAUGCUGAUGCUUUGUGUGCUGCAGCCUCUCCUUUGAUGGAGGAAGAGAUUCCAUCAAGGGAGUAUAUUGAAAAAUGUGUAAUGAAUAAUUAUUUUGGAAUUGGUUUAGAUGCAAAAAUUUCCUUAGAUUUUCAAAAUAAACGAGAAGAACAUCCAGAAAAAUGCAGAAGUAGAACCAAAAAUUUUAUGUGGUAUGGUGUUCUGGGUGGAAAGGAAAUUUUACAGAGGACAUUCAAAAACUUAGAUCAACGAGUACAGUUAGAAUGUGAUGGACAGAAAAUUCCUCUUCCUAGUCUACAAGGCAUUGUAAUACUCAAUAUUCCAAGUUACAUGGGAGGUGCUAAUUUUUGGGGAGGAACAAGAGAAAAAGAUACAUUUCAAGCCCCAAGUUUUGAUGACAAGAUUUUAGAAGUUGUAGCAGUAUUUGGUGGUAUGCAGAUGGCAGUCUCCAGAGUAUUAGAUAUACAACAUCAUAGAAUUGCUCAGAGUAGAACAGUAAAGAUAACAAUAAUUGGUGAUGAAGCUGUUCCUGUACAAGUCGAUGGUGAGGCUUGGAACCAACCACCAGGCUAUAUCAGAAUUGUCCAAAAGAACAGAGCACAAAUGCUGACUAGGGACAGGGCAUUUGAGAAGACCUUAACCCAAUGGUCAGAGAAACAGAAAACAGAGAGACCACGGAGUCCUCAAGCCAUCCCUCUCUCUGAGGAAGAGUCAAUAGUUUUACAGAGCUUUGUAGAGGCAGCAUCCUCCCUUAUAAAGUGUGUGAAAGUAGUUUCCAGGAAGUACAGUGCUGUUGAAGAGGAUUUGUAUCCCCUAACAACCCAGUCUUCAGAAUUCUUAGACAAUUUGUUUCCAUCAGGACGACUGGCUGAUCCAACAGUACGAAGUCAAGUAACAGAUUUUAUAUGUCGUGUCCAACAUCUUUAUAAUGAUACCAAUGUCUUUCUUUCUGAUAAAGCAGCUCUGCUAACAUGCACUAGUAGUAUUUGGUGGUGUUCAAGGUUUAGAGGCAAGUUUAGAUGCAGAUGAAGCGCUGAAUGUAGAUAAUCCCAGCUUGUUGUUCCAACAUUACCUCAACACCUGCCCGUGUCAAGGGAGUCACACCAUCAGAACUGAAGAAGCCAUUUUGAUCACAUUAUCAUCACUACGACCACAACUUCACAGAAACAGAUCUCCAGAUUCAUGACAAAAAUAAAUUGUUUGUUUUA